Xyrichtys novacula (pearly razorfish) is the source of this 5243-nucleotide messenger RNA. The record is from the annotation of a GenBank genome assembly. Lineage: Eukaryota; Metazoa; Chordata; Actinopteri; Labriformes; Labridae.
AUGGAUGAUGAGGACGAUCGCCGUCUUCUGGAUAUUUUAGGGUAAAAAAAAAACUCAACAAAACAGGCCACUCAACAUCUAUCUUUGAGAUCUGCUUUUACAGUCCUUGAGUUUAAGUAGGCCAUAUCUUUGGCAUCAAAAACACAAGUAUGUGCAAAGGUGUUUUGGCCUGUAGUUGAAUUAAGAGAGAGAAUGAUAAGAUAUUUCUUGUGAACUAUAUUCUGCCCAGAUUCUAAUAAAAGUUGAGGUAUAUGCUAGCUAAAGUUACUUUUUAGUUUUAGAACUUUUUCAUGGAUCAGGAGCUUAAAAAAAAUCUCCUCUUCGCUCCUUCUAGAGAUGUGGAUGCAUUGAAUGACUAUCUCCAUGGCAGCAACAGCAAGUCUGUGAGUGACUCUUCAACAAUGUGUUCACAGUCAUUCCUUACAAAGUUGGUCUGAAUAGCUUCCAACUUCCUUUAGCGCAGCCCAAUUAUUCUCUGUCUGCUCUGUUUUGUUUCUGCAGAUUGAAGAGGAGGAUGUGAGAAAUGCAGCUUAUGGCUCGGAUGGAUCCCUCUUUGCCAGUGACACAGUGAGUUUAUCUGUCAGUAUACAGAGCCAACACAUAAUCAGGAGCUUGGCAGGUGACCUCAUCUUACAUUGAUGUAGGAUAAAAAGACAUUUAGCUGUAAAGGUAGACUUUGUGCAGAAGUAAACAAGUUGGGACUCUAAGUUGUUGUUUUUUUCCCUGGUGGUAAAAAGCAUCAUGGAUGUGUGAGAUGGUCCUACAGGGAGGUCUGUCUUGUAUGCAGCUCACAUGCAAACAGCUCUCCGGUUUCUGCUCAUUUUCUCUUUGCUUCAUUCAGACUGGCUCCAACUCUGGUCUCAAGGAUGGCUCCUCUUCAAUGGCUGAGUUUGGAGAGGAUUCAGCAGGGGCAGGACUCCAGCUUUCCAGCAGCCUCUCAUUUAUUGAGGAUGAAUUGGGACCGGAGACGUCUCCAGGAGGGGUGGACCUCGGGGGCGAGGACCAGCCCUUUGACAUCCUACAAAAAUCUCUCAUGGAGGCUGACAUCACAGAGCAGACUUUGGCCCAGGAGGCCUUACUGGACUCCCAGCCAGCUCCCACUCUAGUGCAAGCUCCUGUUCCCUUCCAGUCCCAGCUGGUUCCUGGGAGUUAUGGAGGGGGAGUGGGUGUGGUUACCACGGCGACCGCCGCAUUCCCUGCAGGCCAGUUCCUGCAAGGGGUGUCCCAGCUACCCAACGGCUCCGCCCAGCACAUCCAGGUGUUGGGCUCAUUUGGAGCAGGCGGUGGUGUGAUGACCUUGAGCAGCUUGGAAAGGACUCCUCAGAUUGUGUUGAGGCAGGGGGCGCCUGCAAGUGCAACAGGGACCACAACAAGUGGGCAGGUGUUUGCCCCAACCCAAGGGCAGGUAGGCCAAGUGGGCUUACCUUUCAAAAACAUCCCCCUCCAGAAUAUUAUCAUCCAGAGAGGCCCAGGAGGCACUCAGACUCUUGUCAGACCUAUCCAGCCCAAACCCCUCCAAGCUGGGGCCCAGACCAUCUACAGCCUGGGCCCCACCACCAUAGCUAAUGUAGUUAACGCUAACACUGCUACACCUGGGGGUCAGUACACAGCCAACGGCUCCAUAGUGGUGCAGCCGCCCAUGGAACAGCAACAGGGGCAGACAAACAUAACUCCUGGACAGUUUCUGCUGCCCAAUUCUUUGGCGCUCACUCCAGCCAGCACCAUCCACAACGGUCCUGCAGAUCCAAACUCAAACACCCUCAUAUCCAGUCAGAAUACGGUGCAGAUCAUCGCGGGGCAGAACUUCACCACUCAACCAGCAGGCCAGCUCAUUCUGAAUCAGGGGGUGGUUGGCGGGGGACAGGUUGGAGGGAAUGUGACCCAAACAUGGACAGGAGUUUCUUGCGCUAGCUCUGCCCCUGUGCAGACGACAUGCGCUCCAGGGCGGCUGACCCUGGUUGGUCCAGCAACUGCGGGGAUCGGAGGUCAAGGCCAAGUAUCUGCUAGUCCAGUUCAGCGCCUUCUGGUCACUCAGACACAGAAUUGCACUUCUCUGUCACCUUUACCUGGUACUGCUGAACAACAGGACUACAGACAGGUGUGAACACAAACCACUGCUGACAUUUCACUCACACUUACCUGCGCCUUUUCUGUCUUUGUGGGUCUGACUGGACUCUCAUUACAUUUCAGAACGCCUCAUCGCCUGCUCUCAAACAGGCUCAGAUCAGCAACAUCCAAGGUAACAAUUGCUCACAUCCGAUUUUUAACUUGAUCUUUGCACGUCUGAUCUGACUCACUUAAGAUGUUGUGUCGCUUGUACAACCUCUCUCAGGUGUUACAACCAUGGCCCAAGAUUCAACGCUCAACUCUCAGGUACUAGUCAUUUCUUCCCUCAUUUGUUUUGCACUCCUGAUGCAGUUUAUUCAAGGUUAAUAGUGAUUAUAUUAGUAAUGUUAUCAAGCGUUUAUCUUUGCAGGUCAGUGCUCAGAAGAGACCUGCCCUUCCAACGCUGACAAGAGCAGGAAUGUGAGUUUUUCUUUGUCUUCUUUCUUUAGUUUUUGCUCAUUUUCCUCAUGCUUAAUUGAUUUCCAUUCAGAAUCAUCUCUAGAACCACAUUAUUAACCCAAAAUAAGGGAAAAGGGGGUGCUUAAGUUGCUCCAACACACAAUGCAACCAAAAUAUAAGAUAAAAGACAACCUGUGAAAUAUGAAAAUUCAUAUAUGCACAACUAAGUGUUUUCAGUAUGAUACACAUCUGCUGUAUGAUGCAUUAAAGGAGCAUUUCCCCUUUUUUCCCUCCUCUGUAGGAUUUUACAGCAGUUGAGGAAGGACCACGCUGGAGUCCAGUCUUCAGACCGGCGCAGAUUCACUUCAGUGGAAGACGCCCUGCAGAGACUUCUUCCCUACCAUGUGUUCCAGGGGGCUCCACCCAGCAAGGAAGAGUUCUCCCAGGGUACAGCUCUACUCUAAAUCUGAGGAAGAAUCACAGAGUGUGAUACAUGUACACCUGAGGAAAUAACUCAGAAACUUGUCAUUGUGUUCACAGUGGAUGAAGAGUUCGAGGUGGUUGCAGCUCAGGUGUUGAUGAGGACCCAGUCCAUGGUGAACAAAUACAGGCGGCUGCUAAUGGUGGAGGCAGAGGUAGUUAAACUGUUGCACGCAUGCAGUGUUUCAGGUUACCACAUGAACAGGACUGACAGGCUGCCUCUCCUUUCCCUGCAGCGAUUCAGCCCCUCGUCAGAAAUGGUGAUGAUUGACAGGACCUUCAACCAAGAGGAACGCGGCAACCUGACGCAAGACAAACGGAUGGUACUGGUGGAUCCAGGUAAAGGAAGGAACCACGAAAUAUUGUUUUCUUUUACUGCGAACUUGGAAGUCGGCCAGAGAGGGAGGCAGGGGAAUUCACAGAGCAUGACAACACCUGCAGAUAAUGGUUACUCUAUAAAAGCAAAACUGAAACAUAACAUCGCCUAAUGGCAGCGUGACAGACGACAAGUGUUACUGGAAGCCAAAGGGUUCAAGUAUGGUUUCAUCUGUACAGGUGAUACAGUGUGAACGAGAAUGACAAGUUAGCCUGAGGACACACCUCGGCUUUGUUCACACUGCAAGUCAAGUCAGAUUUUUUAACCAUAUGUGACACAUACAUGAUUUUUUCAUGUCAGUGUGAACAGUGCAAUUCUGAUUUUUUCAAAUCCGACCCAGACCUCUUUUGUAUGGGGAAACAAAUCAGAUAUGUAUCCCAUGUGACUGCAGUGUGGACGCUCAGGUCCCGUUCAUCCGACCUAUACGUCAUCAAUAUUGGUCGACAACACAAACAGGCGCCGAAAGCGAUGGCGGACAAGGUAAUGGAGAACAGCCAGUUGUGCGCAUGCGGGUCACUUCACGGACGCAUUCCGUUCACAUUAGAUGCUGCAAAGAUCAGAUAUAACAAAAAGUCUUAAUGUGCAUCAUAAGGCUACGUUCACACUGCAGGUUAUGAUGCACAAUUCAGAUUUUUUGUUAAAUCCAAUCUUUCUGUGCGGUCGGUAACAUUACAACAACGAAUGCGGCAUCUAAUGUGAACGGAAUGCGUCCGUGAAGUGACCCGCAUGCGGACAACUGGCUGAUCUCCGUUCCCAAGUCCGCCGUUGCUUUCCGCGCCUGUUUUGGUGACGUUGAUGACGUAUAGGUCGGAUGAGCGCAACCUGAGCGUCCACGCUGCAGUCACAUCAGAUCUGAUUUAUAUCCACAUACAAGGGAGGCCUGGGUCUGAUUUGAAAAAAUCAGAAUUGCACUGUUCACACUUACAUGAAAAAAUCAGAUAUGUGUCACAUAUAAAAAAUCAGAAUUGACCUGCAGUGUGAACGUAGCCCUUGAUACUCUUCACGCCACUCUUUACACAUGAGCUAAAUCUUUGUUUUGGUGACGGCAGAGCUGUGUCCUCAAAGAUGAUGAGUGAGCGUCUUCUCUGCUCCUCACCAUAACAGACACACACGACACAAAACUGAUCGUGACUGAAAAAAAAAAAAAAACUCAGUGUGUCUUGUGGUGAUUCUUCGAAAAAGCGAGAACGCUGAAAACUUCUCGGUGGUCUACAACAGAAGCAGCACAUGUUGUGUGUGACGUGCGUCUGUGUUCCUGUCAGUGUGGGGACCUUUGGUUUGGUUUGCACCACACACCGCACUGUGUACCUGCGUCAAACUGAAAGUGCUGUACUAAAAACAGUUUGGGUGCGAACGCUAUCACCUUUACUCCCCUGUUCUCUUCACUUCCUGUUUUACAGACACCUUCAUGGAGGACUUCUGCUGUGGGAUCAAAUCCAAACUUUUCCAAGACCCCCUCCCCUCUCAGUCGUCGCCCAGCUGUAGUAGGAAUCAGUCAGACUUGGGCUCCUCAGAGCCGCCGUACAGGACAGACUCCCAGCCCGCAUAUGGAGACCCAGGAGGGGGCGGGGCUUCAGUCGCAGGUGCGGCAGACAGACUCCAGCCCUCCUCGCACUUAGACAACAAGCGACUCCUCGAACUGAAGAGAUCCCAGCAACACUACGGGCCGAGCAACGUCAGCAACAACAGCCUCACAGUUAACAGUUAUCCCCACGGCGGUAACCCCUCGCCUUUCGCAGCUACAGCGGGAGGGCAGACGCACUACCAGGGGUCCCACCAUGUGGUCACCCAGCCGCAGUACCCGCCUCAGCUCAGCUCGCCGGCUCCCCCCGACACAGACUCUGCUUUAGAGGCGGCGGUCAACAGCAUCCUGGAAUGUUAA